AUGCACAUUUCUAUUGUUCAGAAUAAUGCAUCUUUGAGCAAUGUUGAAAAAUUUCAUUAUUUGAAAUCCAGUUUAACCGGAGAAGCUGCAACUUAUUUGAAUAAUUAUGCUACAACGGAUCAAAAUUAUUUGGAAGCCUGGAAACAAUUGGUGAAACGUUAUGACAAUAAGAAAUAUAAUGUUAAUACUGUUAUGAAAAGGCUUUUUUCACAAAAGAAGAUAACACAUGAGAUUUCAACAGGAUUGAAGAGUUUAAUUGAUACUACAUCAUCUUGUUUAACGUCACUUUACAAUAUGAAAAUUAAAACAGAUAAUUGGGAUACAUUUAUUGUAUAUUUUGUUGUUACUCGGUUGGAUGCGGAAACUCACAGAUUAUGGGAGAAUCAUGACAGCCAAUUGAAUCCAGAGGAAUUGGCUACCUGGACACAACUUUUAUCCUUCUUGGAGACAAGGUUUAGAACUUUGGAAAAGUUUGAAGCUGUAAAGCAUACACCAAAGUCUCAGCAGGCUACUCCCGUCGUUAAACAUAAAUCUUUUCACAGUUCCAUUCAACGUAAAGAAUCUGUUGACAACAUUUGUGCAUUGUGCGAAGGGCCACAUUUUAUAUACAGCUGUAAAAGCUUUCUCCAGCAGCCAGUAAAUGCCCGUCAGAGCACAGUAGAAAAUAAAAGAUUGUGUUUCAAUUGCCACUCAUCUACCCACACUGUUAAGAAAUGCCGCCAUUCAACCUGCUGUAAGAAAUGUGGAAGGCGACAUCAUUCGCUGCUUCAUCGCGAAAGGGAUAAUGCGCAAGAGAAUCUUACGCAUAAUCAGCACUCACAGAACCAAGACAGAUCAUCCCCAUCAAACUCAUCAACUGAGACGAAGAUUUCAGCCCAUUUUUCGAAAGUGAACCCCGUUCCAUUGUCAACUGAAAUUCAUGUCUCAGCCCAUACAACUAGAGAAAGUAGUCAUGAUGUGGUUCUCGCCACAGCCAUAAUCAAAGCGUAUUCUAGAAAUGGUGUUAAACAUAUAGUGAGAGCGUUGCUUGAUCAAGGCUCACAAGCAUCGUUCAUUUCUGAAAAGACUGUACAAUUACUUGGACUUCCACGCAUUCCCAUAAAUGGUUUGGUGUCAGGUCUUGGUGAGGGUUUAGCUACGAGUAAAUACAUGGUUUCAUUAUUCAUUGAAUCGUAUCACAACCCUUCUACCACAAUCCAAGUAAAUGCUCACGUUUUAAGUUCGUUGACUACUCAUAUUCCAUCUCAUAGAUUGCAUACGCCCAGUUGGCCAGAUGUACAUAAUCUAACAUUGGCUGACCCAAGUUAUAAUAUUCCAGGUAAAAUAGACGUUCUUUUAGGAGCGGAUAUUUACAGUGAAAUCUUGCUUAAUGGUGUGCUUAAAAAUUCACAGGGUCUAGUAGCGCAAGAAACUACGUUAGGAUGGAUUUUAUCAGGUAAGCUUCCACAAAGAUCAGAAAGAUUAACAAAUAGAAGUAUCACUAUGCAUAUUCAAGAAAGAAGCGACGAGCUUUUAAAGAAGUUUUUUGAAAUGGAAGCAGAACCAGACAGUAUAGAAAGAAAAUUAUCGCCAAGUGAAAUAAAAUGUGAAGAGUUAUAUGAAGCAACAACUACGAGAAAUUCAGACGGAAGAUUUAUAGUUAAGUUACCAUUCACUAGUGACGAUCCUCAAUGCAUGUAUGGAAAUUCAAAAGACAUAGCAGUAAGAAAAUUGAAAGCGUUAGAAAGAAGACUUAAACAAAAUUUAGAAUUAUACGAAGAUUACCGAAAAGUUUUAUGUGAAUAUUUGGAACUAAAUCAUAUGAUAGAAAUUGAAGAGACAGAUAUCGAUAACCCAAAGGCAGUUUAUUUACCUCAUCACGCUGUAGUAAGGAAGGAAAAGGACACUACUAAGGUGAGAGUCGUAUUUAAUGCAUCAUCGAAAGGUGUCAAUGAUGUAUCUUUAAACGACGAUCUGCACAUAGGUCCUAAACUACAGCAAGAUUUGAGACAUCUGCUCAUGAGGUGGAGAACUCAUCGGGCAUGUAUCAUAGGGGAUUUGGUUAAGAUGUAUCGACAGAUAUUGGUUAAAGACGAAGAUACCAACUUUCAAAGGAUCGUGUGGAGAAAUGACUCGAAUCAACCAAUUAAGCAUUAUAAAUUAUUGACCUUAACUUUUGGGACUGCUUGUGCUCCUUAUUUAGCAGUUAAGACAUUACAGACAUUAGCAAAACAAGAGCAGCUCAGGUUCCCUACUGCAUCGGAAAUUACUCAGCGUGAUUUUUAUAUCGACGACUUAAUGACCGGGUGCGAAAAUUUAGAUGAAGCUUUACACAUAUACCAUGAAAUGAAUAGUCUAAUGGAGUCUGGUGGUUUUCAAAUGCAAAAGUGGAGUAGUAAUGACACCAACUUUCUAAGUAAAAUUGGUAAAGAUAAAAUGAGUGAUGAUUUCGUACGCAUCAAAUCAGAUAAUCAAUUUAAAGUUCUCGGAUUAUCUUGGAACAGAGAGACUGAUAAUUUCGAAUAUACAAUUAAUUUACCAGAUGGUCAACAUCCUGUAACGAAGCGCCGAAUAUUAUCUGAUAUAGCUCGAUUAUAUGAUCCGAUAGGUUGGAUAGCACCGGUAGUAGUUAAAGUAAAGAUAUUUAUACAGAAGGUAUGGAAAGCAGGAUUAGAUUGGGAUGCAAAUUUAACAGAAGACCUAUUGAUAGAAUGGAAUAAUUUCAGGAAAGAGUUGAAUGAUCUGAAGAAUAUCGUGAUUCCGCGCUGGCUUCAUACAAGCAAAGAUUGCGAUAUAGAGCUACACGCAUUUUCGGAUGCUUCUAAAGCUGCAUAUGCAGCAGCAAUUUAUCUACGAGUUGUUAAUAAACUUGACAAAUCUGUGCAUGUUACCUUAAUCACAGCGAAGACUAAAGUUGCACCCAUCGACAAAGAAAUAUCGAUUCCACGAUUAGAGCUCUGCGGUGCGACACUUGCAGCUAAACUCGUGUCUGAGGUCGCUCAAGUCAUGGGUAUAGUUAAAGAAAAUACUUACGCUUGGACGGAUUCAACUGUAGUCCUUGCAUGGUUAAAAGGUCCUUCAUCACGUUGGGCUACAUUUGUGAACAAUAGAGUAUCAACAAUACUUACCAUUUUAGAUUAUAAUCAAUGGGGACAUGUACCUUCGGAAUCGAAUCCAGCGGACUGCGCCUCUCGUGGUCUUAAAUCUACAGAAUUAAAGGAUUACUCACUUUGGUGGAAGGGUCCUGACUGGUUGUGUAAUUCUACAAUUGAUAUCGAUCAACCGAUUAUACCAGAUACAGAAGAAGAAAGAAAUACUAAAUCAUUUUGUGUUCAACAUCAGAAGGAAGAAGAUUUUGAGUGGAUUAGAUUUUCAUCGUUGUUUAAAAUGUUGAGAGUCAUGGCAUGGUGUCGUAGAAUUUUUAAUAGAGAAAAAUCUAAAUUACCGAAGUAUUUAACAUCUAAUGAAUUGAACGAGGCUUUAUUUAUGUGUAUCAAACAAGUUCAACACCAUGAAUUUGCUGAAGAUAUAAAACAUCUGUCAUCCAAAGGCUACGUUAUAAAGAAAAGCGUUCUUCACAAACUCACACCUUUUUUGGACGAAAAAGGCAUUGUGAGAGUUGGUGGAAGAAUCAAACAACAUCCUAUUAUUAUUCCCGCAAGAAGUCAUUUGGCUACACUAAUAAUUUCAGAUACUCAUAGUCGUACUCUCCAUGGAGGCCCUCAACUCAUGCUAAAUAUUAUUAGAGCAAAAUAUUGGAUUCUACGAGCACGAGAUCGUGUCAAAAAGUUCUAUAGAAGCUGUAUCACAUGUUUACGUCAUUCUAAAGCUCAGAAAACGCAAAUAAUGGGUGAACUCCCAGAUGUUCGAUUAAAUCCGAGCAAACCGUUUAGAUCUACCGGAGUGGAUUACGCUGGCCCUAUAUUAAUGCGUUUCUCUCCAGGUCGUGGUUCCAAAGCCUACAAAGGGUACAUUUGUAUUUUCGUGUGCAUGGUGACCCGAGCUAUUCAUUUGGAAGCAGUUUCUGAUUUGAGUGCAAAAGGAUUUAUAGCUGCAUUCCGAAGAUUUACAUCAAGGCGAGGUCACUGCCAGGAUUUAUAUAGCGACAAUGCUACCAAUUUUGUAGGAGCGGACAAACUCUUGCAAAUUAUGUUACGGGAGGCACGUAAGGAAAAUCCCAAUGAAUUAGUGGAUUUGUUGUCUUACGAAUCUACGACGUGGCAUUACAUACCUCCAUAUUCGCCAAAUUUUGGUGGAUUGUGGGAGGCAGGGGUGCGAUGCGUUAAAACACAUUUGCGUAAGGUCAUAGGUGAUAGUACGUUAACCUACGAAGAACUUACUACUGUACUUCACCAAAUCGAAGCUUGCUUAAACUCGCGUCCUAUUACUUUACUUAAUAAUAAUCCGGACGAUCCCCUACCCCUGACACCAGGUCAUUUUCUAGUCGGAGAACCGCUCAUUAAUAUUCCAGAUGAAAAUCAUCUUGUCCAAAACAUAUCUGAUCUAGAAAGGUGGAAAACAGUACAGAAAAUGGUUAAUGAAUUUUGGACAAGAUGGUCCAAAGAAUAUUUAGUAACGAUGGCCCAUCGUCAAAAAUGGACCACUAAAACUCCUGAACCAAACAUAGGCGAUAUUGUUGUUUUAAGAGAUGAACAGCUGCCGCCUUGUAAAUGGGCAUUAGGUAAAAUUGUCGACAAACACCCGGGCCCAGAUAAAAUCACUCGUGUAGUAACUGUGAAAUGUAAGAACGGUCUAUUUAAACGCGCUUUAAGUAAAGUUUGUGUAUUGCCUAAAUGAUUUUUUUUGUAUCCAAGUUCUUUCACGGUGGGCGGCAGAUCUGAGUAGGUCUAAUAAGUUUUUUUGUUAUACAUUAAGUAAUGUGGAGAAGUUAGUUUCGUUUUUUUUUUUUAUUAUUUUUACUUUUGUUUUGUAUAGAGUAAUAGAUAUCUAUUCACAGAGAAUGUAUUGUUCAACGCAUACUUGUUAACAGAGUUACGAAUUUAUAAAUGUAAUUUUUUUUUGCCUGUAGCAGCAAUACAAAAAUAUUUUCAUUGCUUAUUUUGUUUUGAGCAUGUAGUUAGCUUGCUAUGUAGUAGUGUUAAAGGUCGUAACUUCUUUUUUUGUAUACUUUGUUCACCUAUAAGUAUUAUUGUAUUUAUGUUGAUUAAGAGGACAAGUCCUCGGUGGGCGGAAUGUUUACUUAAUCAUAGGUUAAAGUUACAAUGUUCGACCAACAGAUGACGCUAGGUGUAUUCACUCGCGUAUUAACUCUCGCUAUAGAAAUGUUUUUAAUUUUUGAUAAGUAUUUUUACUGGUGUAUGAAAUAUAGUUUGGUUUUUUACAAGUUU
Colias croceus (clouded yellow) is the source of this 5327-nucleotide messenger RNA. RefSeq lists its product as uncharacterized. Lineage: Eukaryota; Metazoa; Arthropoda; Insecta; Lepidoptera; Pieridae. Gene Ontology annotation, biological process: DNA integration. The record is from RefSeq and is a predicted model, not a curated record. The coding region runs from base 1 to 4776 and encodes 1591 amino acids. The transcript has 2 exons. Gene Ontology annotation, molecular function: nucleic acid binding.